UGCCCUGUGAGGCCGUCCGAGAUGGCUGCUUCCAGUGGGGCAAGUACUACUGGAGGUAGCCGAAGGAAGGUGGCAGGGAGAGCCGGGCGGAAUAAAGGUCUCAGCCACUGGAGCUGCGAGUCUGGGCGUGACGACCGUCCCAAAAGGCGGAGCCCAGGUUGGCUAGCGGCGCGGAUGGGAGGGGGCCGCGAGAGUUUGGUCAGCCAGCUUAUCUAUCAAAAGUGCUGCAAGGGUGAAUGUUUAUUGAGAAGAAUGAAUCAUCCUGGCUUGUGACUAGAAUCCUUAUGUAUCUGUGUAACCUUAACAAGGCUACAGUUGCAGCUGCUUAAUUGAGAAGUCUGGGUUUGCAAUAAAAGCAUCUAACACCAAGUUUUCAUCCUUUUCUUCUGUAAGCUGUCACCAUGACCUUAACAAAAGGGUCCUUCACCUACUCCAGUGGGGAGGAAUAUCGUGGCGAGUGGAAGGAGGGCCGCAGACACGGUUUUGGUCAACUGAUGUUUGCAGAUGGUGGCACCUACCUGGGUCAUUUUGAGAAUGGACUUUUUAAUGGCUUUGGGGUACUAACCUUCUCAGAUGGCUCAAGGUAUGAAGGGGAGUUUGCCCAGGGCAAAUUUAAUGGCGUUGGAGUCUUCAUUCGACAUGACAACAUGACCUUUGAGGGUGAAUUUAAAAAUGGCAGAGUAGAUGGUUUUGGCCUGCUCACUUUCCCGGACGGUUCUCAUGGGAUACCCCGUAACGAAGGCCUCUUUGAGAACAACAAGCUACUGCGGCGUGAGAAGUGCUCUGCAGUGGUCCAGCGGGCCCAAAGUGCUUCCAAGUCAGCCAGAGAUCUGACGGCCUGAUAGGGCCCUGGGAUCAUUGGGAACAGUGUCCUGUAAAUCUAGCACUCCUAGUGUUCACUGGAAGGGAACAAAUGAACCAGACCUGAGGUGAAAUGAGAAGACAAUCACAUUGGAGCAGAGCCUAAGAUGUGCUCCUUCACCUGCCAGUCAAGAAUUCCAUCACAGAAAGGUGCUGAGGAGUUUGACCCAAAGACCAUGCAGCAGUUGGUAACAGCUCUGUCGUUCCUAGACCCCAACAUGUGGAGGACGGAGGAGCCACCUUUUCUGAUUUGUUUUUCCUUGUUCCUAAAAAUUCAGCUUCUUCAGUAUAGACCUGCUUCAGCCUUCACUCUGUUUGCUGCCACGUAAUUCAGAAUCUCUUCAUUUUGCCUCCAUUUGGGGCAGCUGAUCCUCACUGCAACUUAGAGCUAAUGCCCUGUGCUCUCCUGGAGAAGUAAAAAGAUGGGGUGGCUUAGACAGUGCAGGAGUCCUGUGAGAGACAAGGCUUUCUUUACACUACCCGCUUGUUCACCAGUGGAUCCUGGCUCCAGGCUCCCACUUCAUGUGCUCAGACUGCUCUUCACCUCUGUGGGCCCGUACAGGACUGGGUAAUAGUGCUAUUUUCUUCCCCCUUGACUUCACAAGCCAUUGCCCCUAACCUGAGUUAUGGCAGAGAAUCCAAUCUUCCUGUCAUGUUUGUGCCUCUCUUCUUUCUUAAACAUCAGACAGGAUCCCUCUAUGGGAUAGUCAAGGGGGAAGGGGCCCAUAUCCAAACCACUUCACCUCCUGUAGACACCUGAAUCCCACAGAAGGCUAUACCAAUAGUCGUUUCCCAGAGGCUCCGUAGAUGAGACUUACCCAACCCCUUGGUUGUAGGUGCACAUGGACUCAUCCUACAGCUAUGUGAACUAAAAGUAUUGGCUCCUCACAAUUGGGCACGGUGACUCUUUCACUACAGUCGCGGCCCUCGGGGCUGGGUCAGAUCCCGGCAGGCAGAAUCCCAGCACAGUUCAUCAUGAGGUGUCUGGAACUCGAACACGCCCCUCAGCACACAUCCUCACACCAAAUCUCCCUCAGCAGCAGACCGUGUGGAAAUUAUAGCCAUGUGCCUCUAUCUAGUCUUUGAUGUGUACUGUAGAAACAGUUAUAAGAAUAAACAAGUCACUAUAGCUGCC
This is a messenger RNA of Cavia porcellus (domestic guinea pig), 1996 nucleotides long. RefSeq names its product MORN repeat containing 4 (gene Morn4). Gene Ontology annotation, cellular component: cell projection. The transcript is spliced from 6 exons. Lineage: Eukaryota; Metazoa; Chordata; Mammalia; Rodentia; Caviidae. The record is from RefSeq and is a predicted model, not a curated record. Bases 402 to 842 code for a protein of 146 amino acids. Gene Ontology annotation, biological process: response to axon injury.